Molecule: messenger RNA, 2708 nt
Organism: Mytilus trossulus (common blue mussel)
Lineage: Eukaryota; Metazoa; Mollusca; Bivalvia; Mytilida; Mytilidae
Product: splicing factor ESS-2 homolog
Exons: 7
Coding region: 56-1537 (493 amino acids)
Cellular component (GO): catalytic step 2 spliceosome
Source: RefSeq, a predicted model, not a curated record
CAGAUUUUGGUUUUUGACCAAGUUCUGAUUUCACUUUGAAGUAAACGUUUGUAAAAUGUCCCAAAACGUAGAUGAUGACUACCAGAAGACUAGAGCGCUUGUUAAACGUUUAGAUGGAACCAUAUCUCUAUCUCAUUUACCUAACGAUGAGGAUAAAAAGUCUUUGAAAAGCCUUAAAGUGCUAGAUGAAGAGACCUACACUAAGGAUUUAGAAGACAUUAUAGUUAGAGAUUUUUAUCCAGAACUUCCAACCCUACAAGAGAAAACUGAAUAUUAUGAGGCAUUGAAAAGUAAUGAUCUUGGUAAACUAAGAGAGUUACAGUUGAAAUAUGGAACAGAAGGAAGGCCCUCUUCAGUUUAUAAUACACCUGCAACCUUUGAAACACCAGAACCAGAGAGUAGAAAAGAUUCUCCUAAACUACAUUCAAAAAAAGAUCAUGUGGAGAAGAAAAAAGAAGAGACAAGUAAAGACAGUAAAAGUGGUACUAAGAAGUUAUCAUUAGACCAGUACCUAGCCAAGAAUACCAGUGAAGAUAAUGCAUCAUUCACAGAGAUACUGGAAGAAACACAACAAAAACACAGAGAUAAACACGCUUGGCUGUUUGAAAGUGAAAAGUCAAGAACUGAAGAAGAGAAAGAACACCUAGCACUACCAUCAGUUGAACAGCAAGCAGCCAUUGAAGGGAACCAUGAUAUAAUCAACAGUUGGAAAUACAAAACCAGAAAUGCUCUAAUGUAUGUGCCCGAUGGGGUGGAGUUUAGCAAUGAGGAACUUGUUGAUAUGAAGAAAAAGAAACCAAGGAAAAUAGUACAUGACAACACACGCUUUCAAAUUAACCCUUGGAAUCGGAAUAAAAGUCGUGAAAUGAUGAAGCAGGCUGCAUCAGCUAAAGCGAUGGCUAAUUGUGGUAAAAUAGGACAUGAUGGGAAGGAAAUCUUGCCUUCAGAAUCCCCACAAAUUAAUGGAUAUGGAUUUGUGGGUACUCCAUCACCAGCCCCUGGUGUAGACGAGUCUCCAUUAAUGACUUGGGGAGAGAUUGAGGGUACACCAUUUAGGUUAGAUCCUGCAGAUGCUAUAACAGCGACACCUGGUCCUACGUUUAAGAUACCAGACGUUCCGAGAAGAGAUGAAAUAGCGCUAGAGUUAGCUGAAAAAGCCAGUAAAGCUCAUAGAGAUAAGAAAGAAAAAGCCAUUAAAUCAGUUCAGGCCAGACUUUCAUCGCCAGCAGCCAGAUUUGGUAUGAGUACAACUGACCGAGUAGCAUCUAUGUCUCCUGCAGCACAAAAACUGGUCAAUUCUCGAUUCAGGAUUCGUACAAAUACAGAUAAAGCUCUCAGAGACAGUUAUAGUCCUUCACCGAUACAUAGACUACCAGGAGACAAAACUCCUGUCAGACUCACACCAACAAAUACGCCAAAAAGUGUCAAAACUCCAAAUCGGACACCUGGAAGUAAACGUGAUGGAAGUGACAUUACCUCCCUUACUGACAAUCUCCUGAAGUUACCAAAGAGGAAAACAGCGGCAGAUUUCUUCUAAUGUUGAUGAUUUUUAUCAUUUAUUCAAAGAAAUAUUAAUCCACAAACACUUUAAUAGUAGCGGUCAAUCAUUUCAGAUUGAUUGACAGUGAACAUUUCUUUGUGAGAUAGGCUGUUUUGCGGCCAUGUUGGUAGGGUACUAUGAAGUUGACAUACAGUGACAAACACUGUGUAGUCUAAGAUCCAAACAAAUGACAGAAUUGACAACUACAGUGUAGUCUAAGUGACAAACACAUACCAGACGUGAGGGAAGGAUUCAUGCAGUCUGAAAUAAAACAAUAACAGGCAUCAUAUCACAAUCCAUUGUUACUUGUGAUAAGGAUAAUGCAAAGUAGAAUUGACAAAAUUAGAGCUAUGUUUUACUUUAUUUGUUUUAUAGAAAUUUCAAACUGCAUUUAGUAAUUCCAUUGGAAAUUAUAAUCAUCUAACUACAGAUCAAUUAUUUGCUACAAAAAGGAAUCACAUUGUUUAUAAGUAAAGAGGAAAUGUUCUUUCAAAUUUUUAAAAAUACCAAAACUAUAUACAGAAAAAUAGGUGGCAUGUACCUAAAAUUUUGUUCUUGACAUUUUGGGGGAACAGCUGCUCUAUUGGUGUGCCUCUUACCCUAUGACCCUGUCCAUUUUGAUUUAAGGGAAAACUGGUUAUUAUCUGUAUAAAAUACAGAGCAUAGAAUUCUUCUCAUAUAUUUUAUGUCAAAUCCAUCAAUAUUAUGAUAUAUAGCAUUCCAUCAUGUCAGUUUUUCCCACAUAUACAUGAAAUACAUUUGAGAACUUUAUUAUCAAUCCAGAGAUUAUUGAGUUGUUUAUUCCUUACUUUGUGAAAUUUUUUAUGAAAGGACAAAUAUAUAAGAUUAUUUUGUGUAGAUUUUUUACAUGUAAAUGCAGCAUACAAGUUAUUUUCUUGCUAUAAGUUUUACAUGGAUCACAUCGAAGCUUAAUAUGUUUUAAGUUUUGUGUUGACAAAUAUUGAUGGCUAAAACUAUUUUACUGUCUGUUAAUAUAACUGCUUUUAAAAAACUGAAUUUCAUGUAGACAUGAUUCUGCUGUGAUGUAAUGAAAUAGAAAUCAUUCAAAGUGUUUCCUCCAGUGUAAUGAAUCUUGAAAAUGUAUUUAAAGUUAAAAAAAUUAAUAUGAAUUUUCAUUAAGUUUUUCAAUAAAAUGUUUAUCACUUUG